AUGGGACUGAUCACAUCUGUCAUUUGUGUGUUUCUAUUCAUUUACUUCAUUUACAAUGUCGCCAAGCAUUUAUUGCUACGAAGAAGGCUGAAGAAGAUUAAUUCUCCACGAUCUUAUCCUUUAAUUGGACAUGCAUCGAUAAUGAAACCCGAUGCAGAGGGUUUCAUCAAUCAGGUUAUGGGUAUGGGUUAUUUGUAUCCGGAUGCACCACGUAUGGUGUUGUUCUGGAUGGGGACGAUGCCCGUCUUAAUGCUCUAUUCGGCUCCACUCGUCGAAAAGAUACUCACAUCCAAUAAGCACCUCGGCAAAGGAUUCGCUUACAAUUUGCUUGAACCAUGGCUUGGGCAAGGAAUCAUUACUAGCAGUGUUGACAAUUGGCGCCCUAAACGAAAGCUUCUAACUCCAACGUUCCACUAUGAUAUGCUUAAGGAUUUUGUUCCGAUCUUCAAUGAGCAAUCACGAAUUCUUGUGAGGAAGCUUGCGAACCUUCCCAAGAAGUAUUUAUUUGGGCAUUUUAAAUAUUUUAAGGUGAGUUUCUCAUCAAAAAUUAAUCUCUCUAGGGAACCAGUGGAACUGUUAUCUUUAAUUACAUUAUGUGGAUUAGACAUUAUAUGUGAAACUUCCAUGGGAAGAACUAUAAACGCUCAGUUGGAUAAGGAGAGUGAUUAUGUGUGGGCUGUGCAUACUAUCAAUGAUCUGGUGAUAUCGGAGCGGCGAGAAGAAUUAGAAGAGGGUGGUUGGCGCUUCAAUGGACGUCUUGCCUUUCUAGACCUAAUGCUCGAUUUAGCACGUCAAGGCCUGUUGGAUCCUACGGAUAUUCACUCACAGUUGAGACCAGUUGACACUCUUAUGUUCGCUGGACAUGACACUACGUCUACUGGAGCAAGCUGGGCACUUUAUCUUCUCGGUUGUUAUCCUGAAAUUCAGAGAAAAGCACAGGCGGAAAUUGAUGAAGUGUUGGGCGAAAACGAUUACGUUACAGUGGAGCACCUUCCAUAUCUUAAAUAUUUGGAGUGUUGUUUAAAGGAGUCUCUGCGUAUAUAUCCUUCAGUUCCAAUGAUAAUGCGUGAAUUGAAUGAAGAUCAAGAGAUAGAAGGCGUUAUCGUACCGAAGGGUACUCAGCUGGUCAUCAAUCAAUUCUUGGUUCAUCGUGAUCCUACAUACUGGCAAGAUCCAGAAGAUUUUAAUCCUGACAGAUUCCUUCCUGAGAACGCCGUCGGACGUCAUGCGUUUGCCUUCAUUCCUUUUUCGGCCGGUAGCCGUAAUUGUAUGGGCCAAAGAUUUGCCAUGAUGGAAGAAAAAGUUAUCGUUUCGUGGGUUUUGCGCCACUUCAAUAUGAGGAGUAAAGUCGGAAUAAUCCUUCGCCCUACUGACGGUAUCCACGUUGUUCUGGAGAGAAGACGUCCACUACUUUACCCUGAUUUUUGA
Messenger RNA from Angiostrongylus costaricensis, 1428 nucleotides. The record is from the annotation of a GenBank genome assembly. Lineage: Eukaryota; Metazoa; Nematoda; Chromadorea; Rhabditida; Metastrongylidae.